ACACCAUGCGGGCGAGUAAACGGCUGGCUCUCAGGGCACCGAUGAGUCGCAAUGGCGGUCGACGGCAUCAGCUCCUUCACGUUGCUUUGUGCAGGAGUUUUGUUUUUCAUGCUGGGGUUUUGUGAGUCUGGGUGUCGGGAGGCAGGUCUGUGCUGCUCUGGCCGGGAGACCUCAUGCAGCACCAGAGGAUGGAGAUCCGACCGGACGUAUGGAACCUGCUUCUGUGAUCAAGCCUGCAGGUCCACCAUGGACUGCUGCCAUGACUACCACACGGCUUGCCCAGCUGUGUCCUGCGUGGUCAGCGGGUGGUCGCAGUGGUCCGGCUGUUCUGAGCCCUGCAGAGCCACGAUACGCCGUCGAAGCAGAACUGUCCAGCAGGGACAAGUCAACGGUGGAAACCCCUGUCCACAUCUGGAGGAGCUGGCCGGCUGUGCCGAGUAUUGGUCUCAACAAGGACACUGUCACAACUUGCUUGUCCCAGCGCUCAUUACCAGCGGUGGCUAUGGCAACGCCAGGAAGAAACGCGACAUCCCAGACAGCGGUGACAUUAGCAGGUACUGCAUCCAGUUCCAGUUAACCUCGAUGACCAGUGGGUGCCAGCGAAGUGGAGGACCACACACCCAUUGGAUGCAACGCCUGAGGGAGGGUCACCAAGUGUGUGUGGAGUGUCAGCCGCCGGCACUUUCUGCUGGACACAAAUACUGCGUGGGUGAUGGAGAAGAGCCGAACAGUGACAACAGGAGCCAGUCUCUCCAGUGGCAGGCGGUGGGAAACCCUCAGUGCAGGGGAGUGUGGAGACGCGUGGGGAGACAGGAGGCCUGUUCCUGCCCCACGGCACACAGCUUCCUCUUCAUCUGACCUGCUUUUAUCUCAGACACCAGCGUCCAGAACAGACCUCCGGGAUCAUUUCAUCUGUCAUCUGCAGCCAUGUGGAUGCCAUGAAAUGCAAUAAAUACACCCCGAAAAUGAAUCCAGUAUUUCAGUCGGUCACUGAGAGGAAUUUACUCGCUGCAUAUCAGAAGACUUCAGUUCUGCACAUUUCACUUGACAUAUACUUGAG
Molecule: messenger RNA, 1060 nt
Organism: Synchiropus splendidus (mandarinfish)
Lineage: Eukaryota; Metazoa; Chordata; Actinopteri; Syngnathiformes; Callionymidae
Product: somatomedin-B and thrombospondin type-1 domain-containing protein
Exons: 5
Coding region: 52-858 (268 amino acids)
Source: RefSeq, a predicted model, not a curated record